UGUUGGCAGAAGCAGAAUGUUUGUUUCUGGGUUUCAUCUUGUUCGUAUCAGGGCUCGAGGGCCACGCAAACAGAAUCUGUGCCCUGAGAGGUUCGUCGGUGGAUCUGCCCUGCUCACCUGAACUCCCCACGUCAAGCAUAAACUGGUACACUGUGGGGUGGGAUGGUGCCAGCUUUUAUAGGAAUAACUUCUCUGCAGAUGGAAAUCGUACCGCGUACAACACAUUUGGAGAGAGUAACUUCACUCUAACGAUAAAUGAUCUACGAGAGAGUGAUACAAAUUUUUACUGCUGUGGAAAUACAGACAACAAUGCAGGACACUGCUGGUACUAUAGAACUCAGCUCCAGGUCACAGACCUGCAGGUGAAGGUGAUUCCCUCCACAGAGGGACACACAGUAACACUGAUGUGCAGCACCAGCUGUCCUCUGACUGAAAACCCUGCAGCCUACAUCUGGUACAAGAACAGAGAGUUUCUCUAUGAGGACUGGUCUCCCUGGUACCAACAGCUGGUCAGCAGUGAGGAAGCAGUCACAUACUCCUGUGCUAUCAAAGGCUACGAGGACCUCAGAGCCCCUCAAGUCUCAGUGGAUUCUGUCACAUCAGCCUGCUUCAGUGUGACCUAUGCUAAAGGGAGGAUGUGUUCUUAUGUGUGUGCAUCAGUGGAUGAGCCCUGCUCCAUCACAUAUCCAACAGAAGUAAGCAUUCAAAGUACUCCUCUGGUGAGCCACCUCUCCAGAGUGGCCUGUACCCCCAGCUGCCCUCUGACCCACAACCAGACGUCCUACAGGUGGUACCGGUCCAAACGCCUUUACAAAUACUCAGAGAGUCGCCGCAUCACCGUCGACACACUCGACGUCUCCUGUGCUGUAAAAGGCCACGAGGAUCUGUCCGCUGCUGGAUUCUGUAGUAACAAUAACAGCUGCAGCAGAGAGAGCUACGUCAGCAGGAGGAUCUGUGCUGUGGAGGGCUCCUCCGUGAACGUUCCCAGUGAAAACUUUCCCUACAGGCAACAUGAAUGUAAAAGACUGUUCAAAAUGAGGAGGAGUGGCGAGGAUGAUGCUAAGGAGCCGGCAGAGGACGCCGGUCGCCUGGAGUAUCACGACAACACGGACGGCAGCUGCAUCCUCAGGAUUAAAGAGCUGAGGAAGGGAGACUCAGCAGAAUACACGUUCAGAUCCCUCGAGAGACACAACCGAUGGGAAUGGUCCGAUUAUCCUGGAGUGACUUUGGUCGUCACAGGUCUGAAAGUGACGUUCACUCCUUCUGCAGUGGUGACGGAGGGUCAGAGAGUCACUCUGACCUGCAGCACCAGCUGUCCUCUGAACACAAACUACACCUGGACCUUCAACAGUCGACCUCUGAACCUGCCAGAGAACCAGAACAACAAACAGCUGGUUCUGGAUCCAUUAACAAGUCAGCACGCAGGAAACUACUCCUGUACUGUGAACAGUGAGAACAACAAGAUGUCUCCUGAGGCGACUCUCACUGUUCUGGAAAACUCACCGUCAAUGGCAGCGAUUAACGCAGUGAGACUGACGGUGGCGCCGCUGAUCCCGAUCCCUCUGCUUGUCUUCCACCUGUGGAUGAGAUGGACUCGGCCAUGAAUCCUGCAGCACCGACAGAACCAGCAGAACCAGAACCAGAGAGCAGGAACACACUGUGUUAUGUUCAGUGCAUAUCGACGCUUCACACGCACUGCAAAAGCAUCUCUCACAUCAGAGCUACUGCGAUACACAGCAUGUACAGAAUGUUUAGUUGUUUUUAAGUUUUAUAUUUUGCAAGUGAAUAAUGGAUUUUAAUUUGUCAAGUGAACAGAAACAUGAAUGUGACAUUAUCAGGUAACACUUCAUUCUACAAGUCUGGAAAUGUCAUGGUAAGAAGGUGAUAAUAACAAGUUAUAUGACUGAAAUUCAAACAAUAAUGACCUGAAAAUCUUAUGACGUGAUUUAAUUAUAAUAUUAGUUGGAAACUUGCAAACUGGUUUCUGUCUAGUUUAACUCAACAGGCCGCCAAAAUUCAAGUAAGCGGACUUUCCAGCGUGUUUCUACACAACUCCCUGCAGGUCAGUAAACUGGAGCACAUUUUUUAACCAGUUAUUUUGACACUCUCACCUGUGUGCUUCAAUUUACCGACCCGCUGUUCGGCAGAAAUGUGGAAAUUCAGCUGCAGCAACUCAUUUUAAUCCUUCAACUUUAAAUUGAGACCGUUUCAUCACCAGCUAAAAGUUCCUCGCAGAAGCUGUCUUCGAAUAUUUCAUUGAAAGUUUCAUCGUCAUGUUAAAAGAGUAAUAAAGCUGUAAAAAUAAAAAUGUCUUUUAAAUCGAAAUAAACAUUUAUAAUAAUCAUUAUUGA
Messenger RNA from Acanthopagrus latus (yellowfin seabream), 2351 nucleotides. RefSeq lists its product as uncharacterized. Bases 405 to 1604 code for a protein of 399 amino acids. NCBI's taxonomy places the organism in Eukaryota, Metazoa, Chordata, Actinopteri, Spariformes, Sparidae. The record is from RefSeq and is a predicted model, not a curated record. The transcript is spliced from 9 exons.